GGUCUACAGGUACAUAAUGGAUGUUAUCGUGCCGCCAUGAGCGAGUCUGCCUUUCCUGGGAUUUUCUCGCUCUGACCUGUCUAUUGGGAAGAGUUCACAAUGCGGUCCUUCGCCCUCCUUGCUGGCGCGCAAUUGGCGUCUGCCUUGUAUCAGAAUGGUUCUGUCAUUGCACCCUGUGACUCGCCCAUCUACUGCUACGGAGACUUGCUCCGUGAGAUUGAGCUUGCUCGCCCUUUUUCAGACUCAAAGACUUUCGUCGACCUACCUACAAUCCGCCCGCUGGAUGAAGUUCUGGCAGCUUUCAGCAAUCUUACCAAACCUAUUCAGAACAACACUGCAUUGAAUACUUUCUUGACUACUUACUUUGGUGAAGCGGGCUCAGAGCUGGAACCCGUACCCACAGACGAGCUUGAAACCCAGCCUGACUUUCUUGAGAAUGUCAACAGCUCCGUUAUUGUAGACUUCACUCGCCAAGUGAUUGACAUCUGGCCCGAUCUUACAAGAAGAUACGUCGGAGCGGGCAACUGCACUGGAUGUGUCAACUCGUUCAUCCCUAUCAACCGCACCUUUGUCGUAGCUGGUGGCCGUUUCCGCGAGCCUUACUACUGGGACUCAUUCUGGAUCGUCGAGGGCCUACUACGCACCAAGGGAUCCUUCACUCAAAUUGCGGAGAACAUUAUUGAGAAUUUCAUGGAUCUUGUUGAGGAAAUUGGCUUUGUCCCCAACGGUGCCCGAAGAUACUACGAAAACCGUUCGCAGCCGCCGCUACUGACUCAGAUGGUUCGUGUCUAUGUUGAGUACACUCAAAACUACACUUUGCUCGAGCGAGCCCUGCCUGUGCUCGAGCUCGAGUACGAGUUCUGGGUCAACAAUCGCUCGGUGACACUCGAGCGCGGUGGCAAGAACUACACUCUCCACCACUACAACGUCUCCAACACCCAGCCACGCCCUGAAUCAUAUCGCGAGGACUACAUCACAGCAAAUAACCUGACCUAUUUCAAUGAAGAGGGCGAGCAGUUCAACGCAAGCCAGCCUCUCACCGAUGACGAGAAGGCAGUACUAUACGCUGAUCUCGCGUCUGGAGCCGAGUCCGGCUGGGAUUAUACAUCACGAUGGUUGAAGAACCCCUCGGAUGCCGUGAACGACAACUUCUUCCCGCUCCGCUCACUCAACGUAAUCAACACGAUUCCCGUUGAGCUGAACUCAAUUCUGUACUACAAUGAGAUGACCAUUGCCGAAUUCCACCGUCGCGAAGGCAACUACAGUGCUGCGCGCCAGUGGUCCGAGAUCGCCAGGAAUCGCAGCGAAGCCAUGACCGCCAUCCUAUGGAACGCUGAGCAUUACAGCUACUUCGACUACAACCUGACGUCCAGCGCACAGAAUGUCUACACUCUUGCAGACAACACCAGCACGCCUCUCGCUCUUGCUGGCGCGCCAUCUGGUUACCAAGUCGGUUUCCAGCUCAGCCAGCUCUUCCCCUUCUGGACCGGCGCUGCUCCCGAGGCCAUCAAGCGAGACCCCAGCGCCAUCCGCCGCGCCUUCUCUCGCGUCGAGGAGGCGCUCGACACCGAAGACGGUGCCCUAUCUGCUACCAAUCUGUUCACAGGCCAGCAGUGGGACGCGCCCAACGUCUGGCCGCCGCUGCAAUACACCACGAUCCAGGGCCUACUCAACGCGCCGCUGGAAGCCAGUGAGGAUGACGACGACCAGACCGCCGAAGACUACAUCUGGACGCAGGACCUCGCGCUGCGCCUCGCCCAGCGCUACACAGACUCCCUGUACUGCACCUGGCGAUCCACCGGCGGUGCCACAGAUGAAGUUCCCCAGCUCCCUGGCGCAGAUGGCAACGGCACCAUCUUUGAGAAGUACUCCGACGAAGCGAUUAACGCGCGUGGUGGAGGCGGCGAGUACACGGUCGUUGAGGGCUUUGGGUGGAGUAACGGCGUGCUGAUCUGGGCGGUUGACAACUUCGGGCAGAAGUUGUCAACGCCGGAUUGUGGGAACAUCACGGCGGCUGCGCCGCCUGAGGCGAGGAGGAAGAGGAGUGCCGUCGAGAUUCACAAGCGUGAUGCGGCUUGGAUCAAGGGAACGAAGGAGAACAAGAUGUUCCGCAAGAGAUGAGCGGUGGUUGUAUAGUUGAUCUUGCGGUUCACGUUGGUUUCAUGUCAUAAUUGUAAUCAGGGGAGCAAGUUCCGCUGUCUCUUGACGA
This is a messenger RNA of Boeremia exigua, 2209 nucleotides long. RefSeq names its product Six-hairpin glycosidase-like protein. The coding region runs from base 100 to 2121 and encodes 673 amino acids. The transcript is spliced from 2 exons. The record is from RefSeq and is a predicted model, not a curated record. NCBI's taxonomy places the organism in Eukaryota, Fungi, Ascomycota, Dothideomycetes, Pleosporales, Didymellaceae. Gene Ontology annotation, molecular function: alpha,alpha-trehalase activity. Gene Ontology annotation, biological process: trehalose catabolic process.